AUGCAAGUUCCUAAUGGGCUUACUUGGUCCAUGAGGAAAAUUUGGGCAAAUAGAGAAGUGUUUGUGGAUUCUGGGGAUAUUGGUCAGUUCAUCACUCAUGGAAAAUACAGCAUUCAAAAGAUGUAUCUUCACUUGAGGCAAAAUGCAACUGCAGUUAGUUGGAAGAGAAUUAUAUGUAACAGUAAAGCUAGUCCAAAAGCCACAUUUAUUGUCUGGCUAGCCCUUCAGAACAGAUUAGCUACUAAAGAGAGAUUGCUAAAAUGGAAUAUGCAGAUUGAUGGUGGCUGUGUCAGUUGUCAGACACAGGUUGAAACACUGGAACACUUAUUUUUUGAGUGUGCUUUCUCAAAAAGGGUGUGGAGUUCUGUGUUGAGCAAAAUUGGAGUAGACAGAACAAUUCAGACCUGGCAAGGAGAGGUUGAUUGGGCAGCAAAGAAGAGCAGAGGUACAAAGCCAAGGGACAAAAUCUGCAAUAUGGCAUUUGUGGAAACAGUUUACAAUAUCUGGCUGCAAAGAAACUCUAAAGUUUUUAAAAACAGUAUUGAUUCUGUUGAUGUAAUUAGCUCUAGGAUUGUUUUCCUUAUUGCUUGUAGAUGUGAUGAUCAGAUGAGGAAGUGUUUGGUUUGA
This is a messenger RNA of Spinacia oleracea (spinach), 627 nucleotides long. RefSeq lists its product as uncharacterized. The transcript has a single exon. The record is from RefSeq and is a predicted model, not a curated record. The coding region runs from base 1 to 627 and encodes 208 amino acids. Lineage: Eukaryota; Viridiplantae; Streptophyta; Magnoliopsida; Caryophyllales; Amaranthaceae.